UAACCAACUCAACGGCAUCGAAUUGUCGGGGCGUUGAAGAGGACUUAUUCUCGUCUUUUUUCUGAUUCAAUGUACCGCUACUCAUAAAUAAGGUCUUUAGGCUGAAUUGCCUAUGGUUUGUUUACCAUGGCUGUUUCAGCCAACGUGAGCACGCUAAUAGAGCAGCUUAUCGCGGCCGUCGCAAAGGCUGACGCAAAGGACAUACCGCGCUUUGCAAUCACUAAGCGUCGUGCGGAAGAAACAGUCAAGGCUGGCGCUCAUGGCCGUACAGAUCAGUUUGCCGUUGCCAAGCAGCUCGAUGGACUGCAGGAGAAAUUCCAAAUCCUCAACAGGGAUGAGCUUGCAGAUGCACUUCGUACCAGAUUGCUAGAGCUCGAUGAGCGUCGGAGCUCAUGGGCUCCUGAGUUUCUGUCUUUGCUACUAGAGCUUGCGGAUCGCCCGGCUCAAUUUUCACGAGUGGAUCAAAUUGCAAAGUCAGAGCCUCAAGAGGAGGUCGCACCUCUUACCUGGACCGAGUUGGAUACGGCGGGUUCGGCAUUCUGCGACGAAGAUAUUUGGGAAGCCGUAGACUACGGAGCUGACUCUUCCGACGAAGAAAUCACAUCACUAUCAUUGUCAAGUGACGGCUAUCAUCUGCGGUCUCUUCCUCAGACUUCUAUAGCACCAGACGAGGAUUUCGUGAUCCCGGAUGAUCUACUAACAUUGGGCGAUGACGAAGAUCUCCUAGAGUCGAUCAAGAAGGCACAAUACUGGAGAAAAGGCAUUCCUCCACAUGACAACCACGAAGUAGUGUCAUCUUUGGUCUUGACAGAACUUGAGGUUAUCCGGGAAACAAUUUUCAUGCUGCAGGGUCUGCCCACGUCUAUGUUUCGACGACUCAAUGGUAGGGUGGAAGUAGAUCGGAGCUAUACUAUCGCCCAUUUAUCGACUGGAACACUGUCUUCCACCUUACGAGCCUUAAGCUCGGUCGGGGCUCAAAUCGAUGUCCUUAGGUCGUUCACCCGGCUGCCGCUGACUAUCCCCCAUAUGCAAACUUGUCAACGUGGACUAGAAGGUUGUCUAAGUAAAUUUGACAUUAUCCUCUCGGAUAUGCAACGCCAAUAUCUGACUCCAUCAUCAACUGUUCCUGUCAGUCUUCUGCAGCUUUUCGAAGAUGUGCGCCGUGAGUCCAGGCUUCUCUUGAUAGUGUCAGAUCUUGUCUCUAGGCUUGAUUUGGCGAGAGUGGACGCUUCCGUACGGUGUCUUAAUCUCCUCUACGAUAUAGUUUGCUUGACUCAAGCGACUGGGGACGACGAGGGGUUUACGACCCUUGCUCAGCUAUUCUUCUCAUGUUUCGAGACCUAUGCCCGCCCCAUGCGUCUAUGGCUGGAGACAGGCAAAUUAGAAGAUUCGAUCGAUUAUGGAUUUUUUAUACACCACCAGCAGAAAGAAGGUGAUCUGAGGACACUGUGGCAUGAUUGGUAUACGCUCGAUGAGCCCUCACAGCUCUCGUCCGUGCCGAAAUUCAUCCAACCAAUCAUGGAAAAAGUUCUUAAGACUGGCAAAAGCAUGGUAUUUCUACGUCACUUGAACACGACUCUGGAUGAUGAGUAUCGCAGUAGAACAAAUGUGACACUGGAGGAUGUGUGCCCCCCGGACUCUCCCUCAUUUUACCUUCCAUUUUCUAUCUUACUGGAGUCUGCUCUUGACAGGAUGGUCGAGGAGAAUUGCACCGCUACAUCCGCUUUAUUGAGAAGUAAAUUGGACCAGCAGUGUGGUCUGUGGGAAUCGCUUCAGGCCCUGGAGUACAUCUACCUGUGUCGAGACAUGAGUAUCUCUGGUCCGAUUGACAGCAAAGUAUUCGACCUGAUUGAUAGAGGAAAAGAGGUAUGGAGCGACCGAUUCCUCCUCACUGAGUUGGCACAAAGUAUCUUUGGGUCGGUACCAUGCAUUGAUCCCUCACGGCUCAUCGUACGAUCCUCGACCGAUGUGCUAAUCAGCGAGAGAAACCGCGGCCGAUCAAUGAACAUACUCAAUGUAAUCUCAUUUGAUUACAUUCUUCCGUGGCCUGUCGCGAAUAUCAUCCCUAAAAGCGCCAUCUACGACUACCGGCGGAUCUCUACAUUCCUCAUGCAAAUCCGCAGAGCGAAGUAUGCCAUACUGAAGCAGCGCUUACAGCAUAGUAAUAUUCAGGACAAGAUCCAGGACACAAGGAAUAAUACGUUGAGCUAUGCGCUGCGACAUAACAUGCUCUGGUUUCUCAAUGCUCUGUACAGUCACUUGACAGACUUUGUCAUAUCAACAUCAAUCGCCUCGCUACGAAAGGCUCUGUGUGCUGCCAAAGAUGUCGAUAGCAUGAUAGAGGCUCACUACACCUUCAUGUUCUCUUUGAAAGAACAGUGCCUACUCUCGGCAAAUUUCGAGCCCCUCCAUCGAACCAUUAUCGCUAUUCUCGACCUCUGCGUCCGCUUUGCAGAUGUUCAAGCUACACGUUACGGAAACAGACAGUCUCAAUUCCGGACGACUUUCAAGCAUACAAUUUCUUCGACCGGGUACCGCAAGACCCGUGAAAACGUUCAUGAUGAUGAAGAUAAUCUAAGCGACGAAGACGAGGACGCUGCCUCGGACACCAAUGAAGACGAAAUUGAUGUCUCAUUCCAUGAGCCAAAUUACCUAGAGCAGAUCAAAGAGAUCAAACAUCAGUUUGAAAGGCUGGUCGCUUCUGUGAUAGCUGGUCUGAAAGGUGGGGCCCGCGUUGACGGUCAGUUGAGCUGGGAUAUGCUGGCCGAGAAGCUUGAAUGGAAAAAGGCAGGCGGACCAAUCAUGAUGACCGGGCCUUCUGGCCCCUAUUGAUGGCAAGGAUGUUGCCUACCAUCAUCGAAAGAGAAUGAACACAGAGCUCGUUGCCACAUGCUAUUGCAAAGCAGAGCAUUAAGGCAUCCCGCAUUGUCGAUCGCAACAAUGACCUUAACUAGUUGUUCUCUUCCGGAGCAAGGCUGUCAUCUAAACUGCAAAAGCUCAACAUAUCUUGGGAGAAAUGAGACGCUUUCCAAUUGACGCCGAGUUGACCUCCGAGCGCAUUAUUCAGUGCACAGGUAACGGAGUCCCAUAAAGACUGGCACGAAUCUGGAGGGCCACAAAUCGCGAAUAGAAUCCAGCUUGGCCCACCUCUCCCCCCAUAUAUCACAGACCAUGAUUUAAAUCGAUUGAGUUAGCUCCCAACAACCAUGUAGACCAUUUACCAGAACAACGGAGCACAAACUGCACAUACGGC
Aspergillus homomorphus CBS 101889 is the source of this 3253-nucleotide messenger RNA. Its product is annotated as putative gamma-tubulin complex component GCP5. The transcript is spliced from 2 exons. Gene Ontology annotation, molecular function: gamma-tubulin binding; microtubule minus-end binding. Bases 127 to 2832 code for a protein of 901 amino acids. The record is from RefSeq and is a predicted model, not a curated record. NCBI's taxonomy places the organism in Eukaryota, Fungi, Ascomycota, Eurotiomycetes, Eurotiales, Aspergillaceae. Gene Ontology annotation, cellular component: gamma-tubulin complex; equatorial microtubule organizing center; spindle pole. Gene Ontology annotation, biological process: cytoplasmic microtubule organization; spindle assembly; mitotic cell cycle.